GUUUAAGACUCUUAAAAGAGCCCUUGACGAAUAACAGGAGAAAAUAUGGACUUCUAUUUUGGCAAUGGUUCCGCUUUGUUCUUCCUCAGUCUGCUGAUUCUUUCAUCCAUAUGAUUCUGAUUCUGAUUCUGAUUGAUUGAAAAUCAAAGGAUUAAUUCCUGAAGAUAGAUUUGGAAAUCUUGUUUUCAAUCACAGUUCAAAUUUUGCGCUUCGAUUUUUGAGUUCGUAAUUCGGUUAAACCCUAAUCGUUCUUCGAUUUUUCUGGUUGUUUUGCUUAUGGGCUCUGAUUCUACUACAUCUCUUGCUCCGGGGUUUCGAUUUCACCCCACUGACGAGGAAAUUGUGCGCUAUUACCUUAGGCGCAAGGUUUCUGGCAAAUCUCUUCGUUUUGAUCCUAUCUCCGUUACUGAAAUAUAUAAAUCGGAGCCUUGGGACCUUCCUGGGAAGUCCAAGUUGAAGACCAGGGACUUGGAGUGGUACUUUUUUAGUCCUUUGGAUAAGAAGUAUGGUAACAGUUCGAGGACGAACAGAGCUACUGAGAAUGGGUACUGGAAGACGACUGGGAAGGACCGGCCGGUUCGACAUAACUCCCGAGUGGUUGGAAUGAAGAAGACUCUUGUUUACCACAGCGGGCGGGCGCCUCGUGGGACUCGAAGCAAUUGGGUGAUGCACGAAUACAGACUUACGGAUGAGGACUUGGAGAAAGCUGGGGUUGUGCAGGAUGCUUAUGUGCUUUGCAGGAUAUUUCAAAAGAGUGGUUCAGGCCCUAAGAAUGGAGAACAAUAUGGAGCUCCAUUUAUUGAAGAGGAGUGGGAGGAUGAUGAAGAGUUAUCUCUGCCUGGGGAGGAGGUUGUGGCCAAUGAAGGGGUAGUGGAUGUCGAUGAUGAUAUGCAUUUUGAAGUGGAUGAUAUUGCUCAGCAGUAUUUUGAUGGAGAGCUUCCAUCUGAAUAUGCUCAACCUCAAUCAAAUUAUCUUCAAGAUGCUACCAAUCAUGUUGAGCUACCCAAUGUGCUUGUUGAAAAUGAUAAUAAACCAGAAGUAUGCGCAGGCAACACAUUUGAGCUACAGCAAAGUGACGAUUUCUUUCAAUUACCAGAGCAAUAUGGGAUGGGUGGGAACUCCGAAAAGGAUGGGUGUUUUGCCGAAUCAAGUGGUAAUUUUGCUGAAUCAAGCGACAAUUUUAAGCACGAGGAUAUUGAUUACUUACUUGAUGAGCCUUAUCCAAGUAUUCUGGAUGAUUUUGCCCUCAAUGAGGAAUUAUUCCUCGAGGCCAAUGAUCUUUCAAAUCCAGUUGAAUCUGAUCCAACUGGUGUCGACGUGCUUGAAGAGUAUCUUACAUUCUUUGAUGCAGAUGACAACUUACAGCUGGCUUUUGACCCGUCAGAUAUUUUGGGUAGUGAAGAACCUAUUUCUGGCCAAGCAACUCUUGAAGAGAAAGUGAAUGGGGUAGCAGAAGAAGAGUUCAUGGCUACAAAACAAUCGUCCAUGGCAUCCAUAAAUGAUGCAUCUACUUCAAAGCAAAACCCUGCGGCCAUUGAAACAGGUUCAGAUUCAAAAUCACCAUUCUUCAAACGUGCCAGCUACAUGUUAGGAAACAUCCCUGCUCCUCCUGCAUUUGCUUCAGAGUAUCCAUCAAAAGAUAUGGCCAUUAGGCUGAACUCAGCAGCACAAACUUCCAGUUCAGUUCAUGUAACUGCUGGAAUGAUCCAUAUAAGAAACUUAACAUCAAGUGGCGAUCUCGGGAAUACCUUAUAUGGAAAGAACGCAGAUGUCAACCUCAACCUCAUCCUUUCUCUUGCCCCCCGUCGACAUCAAGGUGAAAGUGAUGACAUGAUCUCCCAGUUGCCAUUAUUUGGUGCACAAUCUGAGAAGAAUGGAACUAUGGGGCCAAGAGGCUUCUUGUUCUUCUUUCUGCUUUUCUGGGUCCUAAUACUUUCAGUGAGCUUUAAAGUUGGGAGUUGCAUAUAUUCACAUUGAUGAAGAAAGAAGAAUCAAGCAUUAGCUGUGGUAAUGAAUAAAAGCUUGACUGGCUGCAAAUCUCCCUCUCAAGCAGCCAAGAACAGCAAUCUUGCAUAUUUGUUAUCGCCACCGAAACACUAUUUAAACCGAGGUGGACUGGAACUUGCCCCCCUUCUCACCCCCGCCCCGAUCUCCAGGGUUUGCCUUUUUAACUUUAUAUUCUUUUGUUUACAGAGCUGUUUGCACACGAUAGUUGGAUGGGCGGUGAAAGGCUCUAGCAAUAGCCCCACACACACUAUAGGGAGAAGGGAACAUUUAUACUGCGUAUAUAUUACUUUAGGUUAUAUUUGGGUUUCUUUUUGGUGUUUUGAUCUCAAAACCCCUACUUUCUUUAAUCGUUAUUAUAGAUAUAUAUGAAAAAAGGGAAUAGAAGAAGCUUUCAUUGCCUCUGAAUUUGUUGAUUUUUUUCCAGCGGGUGAGGGAUGUGGCCAUUAGGUUGAAUAUUAUUAGACCAGAAUCUGUUCAGUUUUGGUUGAUUUAAAUCUAGUUUGUGGUUCAGCCUCA
Benincasa hispida (wax gourd) is the source of this 2523-nucleotide messenger RNA. Its product is annotated as NAC domain-containing protein 78-like. Gene Ontology annotation, biological process: regulation of DNA-templated transcription. Lineage: Eukaryota; Viridiplantae; Streptophyta; Magnoliopsida; Cucurbitales; Cucurbitaceae. Gene Ontology annotation, molecular function: DNA binding. The record is from RefSeq and is a predicted model, not a curated record.